GGGCAUUCCCAAGCACGAAGCCUGAUGGUUCUCUUAUGGAGGGCCUUUAUUAGCUGGAAACACAGAUGUCUUGCAUUCGGAUGUUAUGAUACUCGCGCGUUGGGAGGCGAUGCUGGGUUGAGAAUAAGGCCGCUCGAUGAUGAUUCUUGAGCUCGACAGGAAAACCUAGUGUGCACGCUUCACGAAGAGCGUGCCACAUAUUCUGUCUCGGGCAGUUGAAUUUCCUCAAUUUAAUGUUCGUUGACUGUCGAAUUGUGGGUGUCCACAGUAGUUCGAAAUCCAUUCGGAAGAACGGUCCUGCUGCAAAAGAGCGCUGAAUUUUCAAGUCCAUUUCUCGGACUAUUCGUCUCGUAUACCGAAUGUCGUGCCCAGUCAAUCUGGGGAAGUGCGUUUCGAUCUCAAACUUAAACUCCAUAGCUUCGAGGACAUCCGGAUCAAGGCUGUUCUUGUUGCCAUGGUUUUAGACAGAUGUAUGAUAGUUCAGCCUUAAACCCAGAACCUCGAACCGUUUGGUACGCCUUUGCGCGAUCAGUCUGUUUUCCUCAUUGCAAUUCACGAUCGGAAGUCCUCCAGCAUCAAUCUACUGUGGAAGAUCCACCUCAUCGGAUCUUGUUUCAAGGUCUCCAUGAGUGAGCGAUCAGGUAAAUGAAGUUUAUCACCUACAAGUUGAAGCUUUGUCAGUUGCUCUUGCUUCCUUUGUACUCUUGACUCAAAUAUUUCUAUGAGAGGCCCUUGUCAUGCACGCGUUGAGAAUGACUCGUCAACCUUCUUGUAUUUGAAAUUUCGAUGAAAAUGAUUUUGGAGCAGGCUAGAAAAGUCAAUAGACAAGAUCCUGAGCACAGAUACUCAUAGAUUAGAAAGUAAGCACAGGACUUCGAGUUUUUUAAUUCUAACGGCAUGCUGAGAAAACAACCACUGACUACUCUCAAACCUGCGAAUCUCGGUCGCGGAUGAAGCAUUCGAGAUUCGUUCUUCUGUUGAGACUGAGCUCCGAGCUCCUCUGGGUGAUGCACUGCUUCAAUUUCAAGAGACUAGAUUGGAAGUCCUCUAUUUACUUUCAUCCUCACAACCAUGUACAUUUUGUCCCAUGUCCGAAUCUGUCUUCUCUCUCUACACUUCUAUUGGCUAAUCCAGCAAUGCUACCGACGUAUAUGGUUCACUCUCGAGACAGCAGCACAACCUACAAACAUAUGAGUACACAGAAGUUCUGAAUAUAACAAAUUUUGGAUUGCACUGGUUAUCAUUUCCAUCAAGUAGACAUGUCCAAAACAAUAUAUAAAAAGUUAAGAUUCUAAUCUG
Molecule: messenger RNA, 1299 nt
Organism: Marchantia polymorpha subsp. ruderalis
Lineage: Eukaryota; Viridiplantae; Streptophyta; Marchantiopsida; Marchantiales; Marchantiaceae
Source: the annotation of a GenBank genome assembly